CGAACCCAAGCGGGUGGGCGUCAUGGGGGAAGGGGGGACCCCUGUCCCGGAACCGCCCAAGGCAACGCCACGAAAAGUAUUCUAGGAAUACAUGUGGGAAUGUACCGAUGUCAAGCAGUGGUCCGUGUGGUUGCUUGGAGAUACCUCAGACGGGCAAUGACCCCUCGAGGCGGUGCGCGCCAGGUUGAUGGGCGGUCAGGGCGCCGGGGACCUGGUGUUUCUUUUCUAUCUUGUUGAUAUGCUUCUCCGCGUUCCUGGGCCGUCUUCUCCCAGACCUGUUGUAUUCUUCUCUUCCCUUUUGUCCUUUCUGUCCCUCCCUUGUCUAGCCUAUCUUCCUGUCCUCCCUUCCGUCUCUCGAUAUACCGACGCCCCAUACCACAGUUUAACAGUGCCCUUCUUGAAUGUCUACAAGCUGCUCCCAAUAUUACGUUGGCUGCCUGACGAGCUGGUCGGGCAUGCGACCGUCCUCGAAUCCCUCGUCGGAUUCGCCCACUUACCGUCUCACCUCGACUUAUUGAUUCGUCAUUCUCCCAGCUGCGAGGGAGUGGAAGCAGCGACGUCUUAAGCCAUGCGAUGGCGCGCGGCGGGGGGCCGCAUCUUGUGGUUCUCGAGCGCAGCACAGCAGCGCACCUGCUCAGCCUCUUCCUGCAACCAACCUGCGAUACCACCGAGUCUACAUCAAACAACGAACCAAGCGUGGAGCAACCAACCGACACCGCCCAUGUUGGAGAGGGGACGACAUGGAAGUCGCGUCAAGAUGUCUACUACCGCAGCGGCGAUCAGACCCGACGUCCUCAGUCUCCUACUCUCGCUAUGGGCUUCAGCACCGACUCUCGUCCACGCGGCGGACGCCCCGGCGGCCGCUCCCGAGGCGGCGGCAGCCAACAAGUUUGUGCCCACCUGCGCUGGGGCCUGCUACCAGGCCUUCAUAGAGAACAACCGAUUCCUGGACGCGUGUGGCGCUAGCCCGUCCCUUGAGUGCCUCGGCCUCGGUUACUGCGGCGUACUCGGUAUGUCACACAGUAGCUGGCUUUGCGGCGCCGACGCAAACCGUCAUCGUGGCAACCCCGGUUGCGCAGACGCGCACGUUUACGCCAACGACCUCCUCUCCUCCUUCCUUGAGGACUACUUCGCGAACGAGAAGCUCUUCGAGGUCUUCUUCGACGACCUCCUCGGAAAUUUCUUCGACGGCUCACUCAGGAGCUUCUUCGACGACCCCCUCGGAAAUUUCUCCGACGGCCUCCUCGGAAAUUUCUUCGACGGCUCACUCAGGAGCGUCUUCGACGACUUCCUCGGAAAUUUCUUCGACUACCUCUGA
Messenger RNA from Gaeumannomyces tritici R3-111a-1, 1318 nucleotides. RefSeq lists its product as hypothetical. The record is from RefSeq and is a predicted model, not a curated record. NCBI's taxonomy places the organism in Eukaryota, Fungi, Ascomycota, Sordariomycetes, Magnaporthales, Magnaporthaceae. Bases 569 to 1318 code for a protein of 249 amino acids. The transcript has 3 exons.